Molecule: messenger RNA, 480 nt
Organism: Eucalyptus grandis
Lineage: Eukaryota; Viridiplantae; Streptophyta; Magnoliopsida; Myrtales; Myrtaceae
Product: major allergen Pru av 1-like
Exons: 2
Coding region: 1-480 (159 amino acids)
Biological process (GO): defense response; abscisic acid-activated signaling pathway
Cellular component (GO): nucleus; cytoplasm
Molecular function (GO): protein phosphatase inhibitor activity; abscisic acid binding; signaling receptor activity
Source: RefSeq, a predicted model, not a curated record
AUGAGUGUCAUCACUUUCGACGUAGAGGUCACGUCACCCAUUCCCCUGGCCAAGAUGUUCAAGGCCUUUAUCCUCGACGCCGAUAAUCUCCUCCCCAAGGUCCUCCCGCAAGCUGUCAAGAGCAUUGAAGUCCUCGAGGGCGAUGGAGGUACCGGGACCAUCAAGUUGAUGACUUUUGGUGAAGGCAGUCGGUACAAGACAGCGAAGCACAAGGUCGAGGCCCUGGACAAGGAGAACUUUACCUACUGCUACUCAAUCAUCGAGGGCGAAAUACUGGGCAGCGCCUAUGAGAAGAUCAGCCAUGAGUUGAAGAUCACCCCAUCGCCCGAGGGAGGCUCGGUGUUGAAGAGCACAAGCAGUUACUUCACCAUUGGCGAGGAGGACGUCACCGAGGAGGAGAUCAACGCCGGGAAAGAGGAGGCGUCCGCAAUGGUCAAGGCCAUCGAGGCUUAUCUCGUGGCAAACCCUGAUGCCUAUUGA